Molecule: messenger RNA, 2599 nt
Organism: Hyalella azteca
Lineage: Eukaryota; Metazoa; Arthropoda; Malacostraca; Amphipoda; Hyalellidae
Product: WD repeat-containing protein 19-like
Exons: 13
Coding region: 1-1896 (631 amino acids)
Biological process (GO): intraciliary retrograde transport; cilium assembly
Cellular component (GO): intraciliary transport particle A; cilium
Molecular function (GO): protein binding
Source: RefSeq, a predicted model, not a curated record
AUGAGAGAAGAGCUCCUGUCCCCCCCCCUUCUACAGGAGCUGUACCUGUCGUCGACGCGCCCCGUGAGCGCCCUGGAGAUGCGGCGCGAUCUGCUGCAGUGGGAGCCUGCGCUGCAGCUCGCGCGUAAGCUCGCGCCUGCGCAGAUACCUUACAUCGCGCGCGAGUACGCCGCGCAGCUUGAGUUCACAGGUGACCACCCGGGCGCCCUGACGCACUACGAGCGCGGUAUCGUCAACUCCCCCGACGCGGAGGACCACAACGCCGCCUGUAAAGCGGGCAUCGCACGCACGGCGCUCAGGUGUGGUGACAUAAGGCGAGGCGUUAACAUCGCAACGGAGCUCAACAGUAAAGCGCUGAAGCGAGAGUGUGCUGAUAUCUUAGAGUCCAAGAAGCAAUAUGUAGAGGCCGCAACGCUGUACGAGGCAGCAGGACAGUACGAGAAAGCAGCAAGUCUAUACAUCAAACUCAAGAAUUGGAGCAAAGUUGGAGCCUUGCUACCCAACAUUGCUGCUCCUAAGCUACAUCUCCAGUACGCGAAAGCCAAGGAAGCAGAAGGCAGCUACCGCGAAGCUGUGGCAGCGUACGAGUCUGCCCGCGACCCUGACAACGUCGUACGUCUGCUGCUGCAUCAGCUCAACGCCCCUGAGGAGGCCGUAGCUGUCGUCAGGGCAAGCAAGAGCAUCGAGGGCGCCAAGAUGGUUGCAAAGUUUUUCCAGCGUAUGGACGACUACGAAUCGGCGAUCCAGUUCCUGGUGCUGUCCAAGUGUGCGGACGAAGCGUUCCAGCUGGCAAGAGCGCACGGCAAGAUGGAGCUCUACGCGGACAUCCUCGGCGACGACGCCAGCGUUUCUGACUACGCCAGCCUCGCCUUACACUUCGACAACGAGAAGAACCAUUACCUGGCUGGCAAGUUCUACUACAAGGCUGGCCAAUACGCCAAGAGCUUGAAGCAGCUGGAGAGGGCGGCGACGUCGUCCACCACAGGCUCGGAGGACGAGGCGGCCAUGCAGUUGGCCAUCGAGGUGGUGGCCGAGGCUGACGAUGAAACGCUGACUCGUCAGCACAUCGACUUCCUCAUGGGGGAAGUCGACGGCAUACCCAAGGAGGCCAAGUAUUUGUUCCGACUGUACAUGUCGCGCAAGAAGUACCGCGAGGCAGCGCGUACAGCUGUCGUGAUAGCGCGCGAGGAGCAGAACGCCGGGAACUACCAGCACGCACACGACCUGCUGCUGGGGAUGUGCAGGGAGCUGGCACGUCAGAACCUAGCCGUCCCUAGCGAGAUGUCCUCAUCCCUGCUGCUCCUACACUCCUACACCCUGGCUAGGAUGUGGGUGAAGAAGGCUAAACAUGACAUCGCCGCCAGACUCCUACUUAGAGUCACCAACAGCAUCUCCAAGUUCCCUGCCCACGCCGUGCCGAUUCUGACGUCGGCCGUGAUAGAGUGCCACCGCGCGGGCCUCAAGACGUCCUCCUUCAACAUCGCCGCGAUGCUCAUGCGGCCAGAGAUGCGCGACCAGAUCGACGAGAAAUACAAGAAAAAAAUUGAAGCAAUUGUUCGCAAGCCAACAAAAGGCCGCGAAGACGAAGAAGAAGCGAAGUCCCCUUGUCCGUACUGCAGCGAGGGCAACAUGCCCGAGAGUGCCCUCGAGUGCCAUAAGUGUCAUCGACAGCUGCCAUAUUGCAUCGUCACGGGUCGCCACAUCGUAGCGAAUGACGUCACGUUCUGCCCUUCGUGCCACUUCCCUGCCAUCCGCACAUUUUUCCUGCAGCUGGUGGAGGAGGGCGGGGACUGUCCCAUGUGCAGGGAGGCUGUAGACGCGGAGGCGCUGGUGCUCAGUGAGGACUGGAAGGAUAAGGUGGAAGUCCACAGCCGCGAGGAGAAGACUGACGACUGAAGCAGGCGAGGACUGGAGCAGACGACUGAAGCAGACGAGGACUGGAGCAGACAAGGACUGGAGCAGACAAGGACUGGAGCAGACAACAACUGAAGCAGACGAUGAAUGGAGCAGACGAGGACUGGUUUGCACUAGGCCUAAUUCAACAUAAAUAAUCGCACCCGAUGCUCCCAGAAGUUGGUGUACUUUUCGCAUUCACUCCUGGAAACUUCGUUUCGUCCAUAACUGAGAUCGUUUUUGAAACUGUUGCCUGCAUGUUUCUAUUCAUAAUCAACUAUAAAAUAUUAUCAGAACAGUGAAUUUUUUUAAAUUGAACGGUAGGUUAUUCAUGGUUAUGUACCUCUUCCUCUUGUAUCAGUCUUUAGUCAUUUGACUUAAACGCCUCUUCGAGCAUCGCGUGAACGAUCGUUGUUUGCGUUCAGCACCUCGAAGUGACGUAUUUAAAGACAGCCGUUGUCUUUAGGCUGAACACCUUAUUAAGUUAUUAAAUUAUAUUAAGUUAUUGAAAAUUAUCGUAUAAACUUAUGACACGUUAUUUCCUUGAAAUUAAUGGUCGAUGGCACGCCAUACAACAGCACAGUAUUUAUCAUCAACAUAUUUCUAACUUGUCUCGGGCUUUGAACAACAUAUUGCUUCAACUUUUCAUGUCAUUGUUGCAUGUGACAAUUGUCUGAAUUAUCGUAAAUAAAAUAUUAAAUUAUUA